This is a messenger RNA of Sturnus vulgaris (Common starling), 441 nucleotides long. RefSeq names its product reprimo, TP53 dependent G2 arrest mediator homolog (gene RPRM). NCBI's taxonomy places the organism in Eukaryota, Metazoa, Chordata, Aves, Passeriformes, Sturnidae. The record is from RefSeq and is a predicted model, not a curated record.
AUGAACGGAUCCUCGGCGGGGCUCCCGGCGGGGAUGAACGGCUCGCCGGGGAUUCCAGCAGGGAUGAACGGCUCGCUGGGAGUUCCAGCAGGGAUGAACGGUUCUCUGGGAAUGCCGGCAGGGAUGAACGGCUCCUCGGCGGCUGCGGGGCUGCUGGCGGGGGCCGGGGGAGCGGCGCUGGAGCUGGAGCGGGCGCUGCGCUGCUGCACCGCCGCCUCCGUGGUGACCGACGGCAGCGGCGCGGCGGGGGACGAGCGCAGCCUGUACAUCAUGCGGGUGGUGCAGAUCGCCGUCAUGUGCGUGCUGGCCCUCACCGUGGUGUUCGGCAUCUUCUUCCUCGGCUGCAACCUCCUCAUCAAGUCCGAGGGCAUGAUCAACUUUCUGGUCAAGGACCGCCGCCCGUCCAAGGAGGUGGAGGCGGUGGUGGUGGGGCCGUACUGA